GUCCGCUCCCUCCUUCUGCUCACUGCCCCGCCACUUCUUCUGCCUGCCACCCCGAGGGACCAUGGCGAGGUUCAGCUGGGGAUACGGCGAGCACAAUGGUCCUAUUCAUUGGAAUGAAUUUUUCCCUAUUGCUGAUGGAGACCAACAAUCUCCAAUUGAGAUUAAAACCAAAGAAGUGAAAUAUGAUUCUUCCCUCCGACCUCUUAGUAUCAAGUAUGACACAAGCUCAGCUAAAAUCAUCAGUAAUAGUGGCCAUUCCUUCAAUGUUGACUUUGAUGACACAGAGGACAAAUCAGUUCUGAGUGGGGGUCCUCUCACCGGAAGCUACAGGUUACGACAGUUUCACCUUCACUGGGGGUCCACCGAUGAUCACGGCUCUGAACAUGUGGUGGACGGCGUGAGAUAUGCCGCAGAGCUCCACGUUGUUCACUGGAAUUCAGACAAAUACCCCAGCUUUGUUGAGGCAGCUCAUGAGCCAGAUGGACUAGCUGUCUUGGGUGUAUUUUUACAGAUUGGUGAGCAUAAUCCCCAACUGCAAAAGAUUACUGACAUUUUGGAUUCCAUUAAAGAAAAGGGUAAACAAACUCGAUUCACAAAUUUUGACCCAUUAUCUCUGCUUCCUCCACGCUGGGAUUAUUGGACGUAUCCUGGUUCCCUUACAGUCCCACCUCUUCUAGAGAGCGUCACAUGGAUCGUUUUAAAACAACCUAUAAACAUCAGCUCUCAACAGCUGGCCACAUUCCGCACCCUCUUGUGUACAGGGGAGGGCAAAGCAGUGGCUUUUUUGUUGAGCAAUCACCGUCCACCACAGCCUCUGAAGGGCCGAAAAGUGAGAGCCUCUUUCCAUUAAAAGUUGUCACCAACACACCACCCCAAACAUGUCUGUGGAGAGAAAACAAAACAAAACAAACACAAAAAUCCCUACUAACAGUUAUUUCCUAGAAUUCUAAUUUAUGAGGUGCCAUUUUGCUGUCA
Kogia breviceps (pygmy sperm whale) is the source of this 975-nucleotide messenger RNA. RefSeq names its product carbonic anhydrase 13 (gene CA13). Gene Ontology annotation, molecular function: carbonate dehydratase activity; zinc ion binding. The record is from RefSeq and is a predicted model, not a curated record. NCBI's taxonomy places the organism in Eukaryota, Metazoa, Chordata, Mammalia, Artiodactyla, Physeteridae.